Leptopilina boulardi is the source of this 2030-nucleotide messenger RNA. RefSeq lists its product as uncharacterized. The transcript is spliced from 4 exons. The coding region runs from base 767 to 1981 and encodes 404 amino acids. The record is from RefSeq and is a predicted model, not a curated record. NCBI's taxonomy places the organism in Eukaryota, Metazoa, Arthropoda, Insecta, Hymenoptera, Figitidae.
GUAAAUGCUGAUUUUUAUUCAUUUUUAAAUUUACCAAUCCAAAAUACUUUAUAUAGGGCUCGUUGGAUGCUGAAUUGGUAAGUUCUGAAUAACGGUAACUAAGUUUGUAAAAUAUUUCAUUUUUUAUUAACAAAAUUUUCUCGAAAACAAAAAACGAUAUUUUUUUUAAUCACUUUAUUAAAACUAUUCAUUUUAAGCUUCAUUUUAUAGGGUAAAAAAGAAGAAAAAAAUGAUCCUUUUUUAAAAAGAAAAUAAAAAAUGUUAUUGAUUGUCAAAAACAACGCGAGUAAAUUUUGAAUUUUAUGAAAAAAAGAUAUUCCACCAUUCGAAAAAGCAGGUAAAAACCUUUAGAAAACUUAUAGGUCGAAAUUUUUUCCAUCCCUUUAUACAAUAGUUAUGAUUUUUCAAAAAAUUCACUGUUCACAUUUUUGCUAUUUGUAUACUUCUCCGCAAAACUCAAUGUAUUAAGAAUUUAUCUCAGCGCAAUUAAAUUGAUCAGAAUUUAUCUCAACUUAAAGUGAACAGUCUACAUGUUGACAUUUUAUUCUGUGACACAUUUUAUCACUUUCGCAGUUGUAAUAAGAUUAUUAAUUGAUUCAAUUCAUUGAGACAAUUCUGUUUCAACGCUUACAUACGUUUAUCAUAAAAUUUUCUACUAAUAAACUUUAAAUCUAAUUAAUUUGGUUUGUUUUGAGAAAGUUAUUAAUUAAAAAUAUAUAAAUAGUUUAUUAAUUAAUUUAAAAAAAAUUAUAUUAUUUUCUUAAAAAUGUCUUCUAAUUUUAAAUUUCUUCAAGUACAUAUUAAUCAUUUUGUGGAAAAGCAAAAAUUGUCGAAUGUAAAAAUCAAAAUUUCCAAUGGCAAUGUGGAAGUAGAUAAUUUUUUGGCAAAUAUUUAUCGAGUUCAAUUGAAGGGAGAAAAAAUUGAUGAAAAUAAAAGUGUGAGUUAUAAUUUGAUAAUUAAGUGUUUUCCACAAGGAGAAACGAUUAUUUUUAAUGAAUUUAAAAUAAGAAAUUUCUAUCUUCAUGAAAUUUCUUUUUAUGAAGAAAAUAUUCCAAUAUUGGAGAAAUUAUUAAGUGAAUAUGAUACGAAUGUGAAAAUUAAUGAUAUUCCUAUUUAUUAUGGGAGCUGUAAAACUAAAGGUGAUGAGGUGCUAAUACUUGAAGACGUAUCUUAUCGUGGAUUGAGGGCAAAAAAAUCAAAGCUCCUUGAUUAUUCACAUGCAGUAAUGGCACUAAAACAUCUUGCACAAUUUCAUGCAUAUGGUUUUAUUUUACGCGUCAAAAAACCGGAAUUAUUUGAAAAAACUAUAAAAACAAUUAAAGAACCUGCUUUUUUUGAAAGCGACGAUUACACGAAACAAUAUGGAAAGCUUUGCGAUGUUGCAAUAAAGGCCAUAGAAAAUGAAGGAACGUAUUAUGUUGAAAAAAUUAAUAAGUUUAGAAACAAUGUAUUCAAAUAUUGUUUAUAUGAUACAAAUGGAAGUAACGCAGAACCAUUUGCAACAAUAACUCACGGUGACUUUUGGACGAAUAAUAUGUUAUUCAAAUAUAACGAGAAUUCUGAACCAGAAGACUUUUGUUUUUUGGAUUUUCAAAUGUAUCGUUAUGCAUCGCCAAUUUUGGAUAUUGUUUAUAUGCUUUUUAUUUGUUGCACCUAUGAAAUGCGCCAAAUUUAUUAUGAUGAAUUAUUAAAAGAAUAUUACAAGUCAUUUUCAGAAUUUUUAAAUAAAUUUCAUCUCAAUGCAAAUCAACUUUUUCCAUAUGAAAUAUUUAUGAAACAAUUACAAUCUUUUGGAAAUUAUGGCGCAUGUUUGGCACUUUUUGCUCUUCAUGGCUUUUUAAAAGAGAAAACAGAACCAAUUAUUUCUGUACAUGUUGAAAAUUGUUUAAAUGAUUUAUUCGAAAGAUUGGAAACCAACAAAUUGUACGCGAGUAUGUUGAAAGGAAUUUUUAAAGAUAUGGUCGAUAAAAAUUAUAUAUAACAAAAAAAAUUAUAUAUCAUAAAAGUAAAUAAAAAUAGUUUGAAAAAUU